Molecule: messenger RNA, 1266 nt
Organism: Emiliania huxleyi CCMP1516
Lineage: Eukaryota; Haptophyta; Isochrysidales; Noelaerhabdaceae
Exons: 2
Coding region: 1-1266 (421 amino acids)
Source: RefSeq, a predicted model, not a curated record
AUGCUGGCCGAGCGCGCCCGCUCUGUCGCGCUCCUGGCCUGCAUCGCCGCGGCGCACAGCCUCCUCGGCGCCGACCUCGGGGGCGGCCGCCUUCCGCGCCCGCUCUCGGCGCGCCGCCGCCUCCUCCGGCUGCUCCCUCUGCGUGCAGCCGCCGCCGAGGACGCUUCACGGCCGGCCUCCGCUGCCGCCGCCGAGGACGCUGCCGCUCUGGCCGCACCCACCGGCGCUGCCAGCCCCGCCGACUCGCAUGGGAACGCGUCCGUCGCCGAGCUGUGGUGCGCCACCGAUGCGCGCGGCCGCGAGUGGUGUGCCGUCGGCACGAACCGGUCGCGUGCGGCCGAGUGGCUCGCGCACGAGCUUGGCGCGCCGGUCGAGCUGGCCGGGGUGGCGGAGUGCGCGCCUCUGGCCGCACGGCGCACGCACCGCCGGCUGCGCCGCGCGUGGCGAGGCGGGCGGCUGCUGCUCUGCGGCUCAUCGCUGGGCGAGCUGCUCGAGGAGGGCGCCGGCGCCUCGCCCGAGCGCUCCUUCCGCCGCUCGCUCGGCGGGCUGGCGGUGCGGGCGCGCCGCAUGUCUCCCGCCCGGCACGAGGCGGCGGCGCUGCGUGGCUACCUCGAGAGGCACUUUCUGCCCUCCCAUCCCGCCCUCUCGCUCUCCGACCUCUCGCCCGCCGCCGCCGCCGCCGACCCGGCUCGGUCGGAGGAGGGGAUCCGGGCGAUGCUGCGCUGGUUCAAGGAGGCCUUCCCGUACGAGAGAGGCACGUGCGCCUCCUGCGGCGCCUCCGCCGGCUACCGCGGCACCGUGCGCGCCUCGAGGCGCGAGAGGGGCCGGCUCGCCGCGAGGGCGGAGCUGUGGCGCUGCGGCGAGUGCUCGAGCUGGCAGCGGUUCGCGCGGUACAACUCCGUGCCGCAGAUCCUCCGCGACCGGCGCGGGCGGCGGGCCCGCUGGGUGGUGGACUGGACCGACCACCAGUGGCUCGAGAUUUGGAUGCCGGCGGGCGGCGAGGCUGGCGGAGCGUGGGUCCCGCUAGACCCAUGCGAGGCCGCGUAUGACGAGCCGCUGCUCUAUUCGGCCGGAUGGGGAAAGAACAUGACUUACGUCGUCGCCUUGGGGGACGGCGCCCUCACGGACGUCACCGCGCGCUACACGGCCGACUACAACGCGACGCUGCGCGAUCGGCCGCUGAGCGAGGCACAGGUGGCUAGCGCCCUCAGAUGGAUCGCCCACACCAAGGGGGCGCCGCGGCUGCAGCCGGCACCCUGGCGCUGA